AUGGAGAUAAUCAUUUUCGCAGUAUCCUCAAAACAGUGUCUUUUUGACACAACUGCUGACAGCUACCGGGACUUGGAGACAAGUGUCCACGAUAGUAGGAUUGCCAGGUUAGUUUAGUAGUGAGCUUGUGCUAGAUGUGGCUAGUUAGCUAUCUUGCUAACCUAGCCAAUGAGGUGUGUGUGUGUGUGAAAGAGAAAUAGUAAUAUAAAUUAUGCUAGUUACUACCCCUGAUAAUUUGACCAAAUAAUCAUGUUUGAAAGAGUGUGAGUGUGUAUGUCAGAUUAAGAGUAAUAGAAAUGAUGGUAGAUACUACCCCUGAUAAUUUGGUCAGAUAACCUUGUGUGUGUGUCUGUGUGUACAGUAGGUGACAUGUCCAUGAUAGCUAUCUAAUAACUAUAGUUAUGCUAGGUAAUAGUUUGGCUUAUAAUGUUCAUGUCUAUGUAGAAGAAGACUGUAGGAGGAAGUGGAGAGGACUCAGGGACAGGUAUCAGAGAGCGAGAAGGGCAGAGAAAGAGAAGAAGAGGUCUGGGUCAGCAGCUUCAGGCCAGCGGCCUUGGCGCUUCUGCCACAUUCUUUCUUUUCUGGAUCCAUUUAUUGUGCCUAGGGCAACAAGUGGCAAUUUUACAGCUAGACCCUCUAUGUCAUCCACAAGUGUGACCACCGCCUCCACCAGUGCAGCGAGACCCUCUACGUCAUCUACAAGUGCGACCACCGGUGCAGCGAGACCCUCUACAACGUCUACGUCAUCCACAAGUAUGACCACCACCGGUGCAGCCAUGGAAGAGGAUGA
This is a messenger RNA of Coregonus sp. 'balchen', 790 nucleotides long. Lineage: Eukaryota; Metazoa; Chordata; Actinopteri; Salmoniformes; Salmonidae. The record is from the annotation of a GenBank genome assembly.